This is a messenger RNA of Fusarium verticillioides 7600, 3237 nucleotides long. RefSeq lists its product as hypothetical. The record is from RefSeq and is a predicted model, not a curated record. NCBI's taxonomy places the organism in Eukaryota, Fungi, Ascomycota, Sordariomycetes, Hypocreales, Nectriaceae. The coding region runs from base 393 to 1238 and encodes 281 amino acids. The transcript is spliced from 2 exons.
CGAUUUUUAUUUCUUUCUCUGUUUGUCUUGGUAUCCCUGCUUUGAGCUAAACUACGUACCGAGACUCGGGGCCUUGAGCAGAAAACGCCUAAAUAAAAAACCCUAGACAAUGCAGGUGCCUGACGUCGUGAAUCCAUUUUAAGCCAGCUCAGCUCAGCUUUUGGGCCUAACUUAACCAAAAACCCACCAGCAUUGCCCGUCCUUUUCUUUCUUUUCCAAUCUACUAACCCAACCGAACAAAUAUUAAUUGUUGGCUGAACCUUCUCAACUCCAUGCCCAACUUCACGAUCUCCAAUAACACUAUCAAGCAUCUUUUCCCCCGACGAAGACGACGGCGUUGACAUAUACACAAUAAGCAAGAUUGAUCCUUGCGCAAGAAAAAGCUCUUCGCCAUGGGCAAGAAUACCGCAGUGAUCCCUGACGCCUGGGAGGAUGAUUGGGAGGCUCAGGCAGACAAGAUGGCCAGUGAACCCGAACAGCCAACACAGCCAGUGCCUUUGUCCAAAUCGGAGCGCCUGGCGCAACACGCUGAGCAGAAUCGCAAGUUGUGGGAAUCUGCCGACACACCACAAACCUUCCACUACAUCGAGGCUGGUUCAAACUCGGGAAUUCCUCUCACAACCCCGUUCAAACCACAAGUCAAAGUGCUCAGCCGAAAGCCCAUCAUCGCCAAGCGCGAUGCUACAGCAGGGAUGUCCAGCCUUUCAUUAGAUGACGAUAACGAAACAAAGAAGGAGGUGCCGAUGAGCCCAGAAGAAGUGCGAGCAAAGCAGAAGCGAGACAGAGAAGAAAAGCAACGUCGAUACGAAGAAGCCAGAGCCAAGAUCUUCGGAGAAUCAACACCAUCCUCAGGAGCCUCAUCACCUGGCACAGUCACCCCGCCCAAGAUAGAUGGAUACGCUGGUCGCGGCCGUGGCCGAGGAAGGGGCGGUUACAGGAAUAACGACACGCGACAGAUCGACAACCGCCAGCCUGAAAAUCGUGCGUUUGAUGCCCCACGAAGAAUGCAGAACAUGUCAGGCUCGGGGCGCGAACUAUUCGACCCCAACUUCAGCCCAAAACCCGAACAUCCUCCUCAAAGACGCCAGCCAGAUCAUCCAUCACCUGGUAGGAGUGCAACUCCUCGAGAUGAGCAGCAGCAAUUGCAACCACGGGCACCAAUUCGAUCACCAAAAGGACCAGACGGAAGUGGCCGAGGAGGAUUCGGGUUCGCUCAUCGAGGCAACAGGGGCAGUUGAUUAUUUCUAUCGACAUGUUUUGCUUCUACCACCCACCUCCAAUCUUUCCGGCUAGCUGCACCACGGUCUCAUCCGUCGUUUUGUCCUUUCCAACAUCGCUAAUAACUUCACGAUAUGUUGUAAACGCCAGUCUGUCUAAGCCAAUGCCUGUAACUUCCGCCCAAUGCGCCAGGGUAUCGUUUAUAUAUGAGUGGGAAAUGCCACCAACAGUCUCGGCAGUCCCAACAACGGAAUCUUCAGUGCCCAUCUCGUCUUCAGAGAAAUAUGCCUCGUCAACCUCUGAUAACCACAUCUUUUGCUCUUGGGGGCCUGGAUUUCCGGAGUAAUUCUUUCUUUCCAUGACAACAGGGUCAUCAGCUUUUAUUUGGCCGCCGCCAUUUGUACAGCCGCCAGGGCAUGCCAUGACUUCGACAUAACUAUACUCCAGAGAGGCAGCCUUGCCUGCAGGCUUCCGAGCACUUCCAAAAGGCUUGCCACCAGGCAUUCGAGACGGCCUGGCCGGCUUUAGUCUUCGAACGAGGUUUUGGAUGUUUCUGAAGCCAUAAUAUCGGGCAGCACGGAAGACUGGCUCGCCAUUCACCAAUAUUGAGUACUCAGCAACAUCAACGUUACGGCCGCGUGUAUGCACAAUCUCUGCGCCAGGACUCUGUGCCACCCGGCUCUUGAGGAUAUGAUAUAGAAGACCCCCUGAAGUGCCAGCCUCGCGAGGUGAAUUUCCGGUCCGUGUACGGGGGAAAAGAAACUCGUGGAGCUUUGGAUCAGGGAACGGGGUUAGACAUUUGCUCUGCAGCGGUGUCUUGGGGAGAUUGAAGAAGUUGAGACCUCUUGACUCGGCGAGCAUGAGAAUCUCCUUGCUUGUAAUAACACAGUCAACGUCGCGAACCCCGCGUCCCCCGGUAUCCCCUUCCGCCCAGACUUCCUCAGUCAACUCCUCUCUACUUGCCUCCAGUUUCUUGUCAAAGCAGGGCAUAACAGCCAGAUGCCAGAUGCGGCCAGGUGCAAUACCCAGCUUUCGGCUCAGUGUUGUUUUUAGUAAUGUGCCCAUUAGGGCCUGUGGUGACUUCACCUUUGAAAUAUGGGGUAGAACGUGGGGGUGUGUCUUUUCCGCAUAGCACACCCAACCGGGGCAGGACGAGGAUAAUAUGGGUUUGACUGGGGUUGCGGUUCCGGUCUGAGAGGUGCCAAGAACUUCAUCUGCUCCAAGAACGAGGGCUGCCUUUCUGGCAGUAUUGGUAUCAACCACCCAUGUGAACUCGUUAUUGUAUUUGCCGCCACUAGCGAUUCCAGAGGGACCACGAAAGAGGUUGUCCAGCAUGUGCCCGGCAUCGCCUUCUGAUACACCUCCGCCACAUGCUGCCGCUAAGUUGGCCCUUGUUUGAGGGCUCACGCUGACAACGAAGAGCUUUGCGUUCUCUUCCUCGAGCCCUUCCACUCUGAACUUGCCACUAUCGUCUGUCACCAACUUCAGGGCUGGGGCUGAAUCAAGAGUUGCGAGGACUUCGGCAUGGCUCUGGAGGCUCACUAAGACAGCCUCGGCAGAUGUAACACAUCCAGAGCAGGCUAGACAGUCUGUGAGGGAGAUCUGAGCAGGCGCAUUCGAAUUCGUAGCGGGCUGUUGGCCGUCAAGUAUAACUUCGGUCUCGAGAGAUUGCGGGGGCGGGGCAGCGGGGAGAGUCUCGACGGGCUUGAUGCAAGCGACGCCAGGAGAGAUGAAGUCGUUGAGGUCGUCGGCGGAGAGAAUGGCACUCAUAGUGCUGGUUAUUUGAGGAGAUGUUGUAUGAGGUAGAGGAGGAGAUGCCCUCGUUGGAAGUGUGAGAGCCUAUCGAUGGCAGGAUAUUCUGGUCGAAGUGGGAGUUGCCUCUCGGGAAUUUUUAACUGGAGACUUGGACGUAAUUAUGACUGGAGCAAACUACCUAGGUAGCUGACAAAUAAACCUGCAGUCUUUUCCUGAAGUUUGCAGCAAUGGAAGAUUAAAGAGAGGAAAAAUUGAUAUCUGACC